This is a messenger RNA of Aspergillus costaricaensis CBS 115574, 1990 nucleotides long. RefSeq names its product alpha/beta fold hydrolase. Gene Ontology annotation, molecular function: hydrolase activity. The record is from RefSeq and is a predicted model, not a curated record. The transcript has 3 exons. NCBI's taxonomy places the organism in Eukaryota, Fungi, Ascomycota, Eurotiomycetes, Eurotiales, Aspergillaceae. Bases 226 to 1662 code for a protein of 478 amino acids.
GUGGAUCUUCGGUUUGCUUUGCUCUGGUCUAUAAAUUUGCCUCGGCCUCCGCUGGUUAGUUGUUAUCGUCAGCUCUGGCAUCUUCUUCCCUUCGAUUUCUUUGUUUCCUUUUCCUGCAAUCUUUCAGUUGUCGGACUUUACUUAAGUUCUGUAGUGCUGGUGAUUGAGAUUGAUUGUUUGACAGUUUCCGUGUCUGCAUGGGAUAAAAUACAUGCAUACUGCAUCAUGACGCCCACAGCUUGGGUGCUUGGAAAGCUUAAAUCGGCUGUGAUUCUGACAUAUGGGUUGGGCGGACUGUUGUUUUAUGGCCUUGUUGCUGUGAAACUGGGGUAUUUUUUUAAGCAGACUACUGAAAAGGAGGAGUUGGAGUUGAAGAUCGCGCGCAACAAGUUCUGGGACUUGUCCAAGGAUUGGGAUGGCUUUUCGCAUCAUAUACUUAGCCUGAAGAAUGGAUUCAAGUUUCACUACGUUUGCAACGACCAGGGAGCCUCGGUGGAUCAGGAUAAACCUGUGGUUGUCUUUAUCCAUGGGUUCCCUGAUAGUUGGGCCAUCUGGCGCAAUGUUCUGAGCUCUUCGUCUCUUCAGCAGUCUGCGACGCUCAUUGCGGUUGAUAUGCCGGGAUAUGGUGGGACUGAUAGCUUGGCUGAUUACUCGCCUACUAAUGUGCUCGAGAGUCUGACGGAAUUCAUCCUUGCGAUCAGAGCCAAAUAUGGCGUGGAUACGGAGGCUGGUAUGCGCCAGAAGAAGCUAGUUGUUGUCGCGCAUGACUGGGGCUGUGUUGUUUCUAUGCGACUUGCGGCUGAAGCUCCUCAGUUGGCGGAUCGGUUUAUCUUGAGUAAUGGCCCAUUGCCUGCACUUGCCACGUCCAACAUUAGUCGUCUGUUGUCUGCAUCUGUUAAGAUGUUGAAGACGGCCUCGCGCUCGCCGAUCCAAUCACGUUCGAUGAUCUACAAGGCCUUUGCCACCAUGAGCCCCGUUUACCGGCAAUUCUUCAAGUCCAAGUACAUCUUUGCUAUGCAGCUGCCCAUGCCUCUCGUUCGGUUUUUCGGAAGGGGUGGCAAUUAUUCCUUCCUGAAGCUCAUCCACAGAGGCUCCUUCGGAAAGCAGGAGUAUACGUCUCAGGAUGCUGCGGAGUGUUUUGCUAGCUCCUUGGGUCCGUCAGUUGCAGAAUCCGGGACUCAGACCGCUGAUGGCGAGCAAUAUCCCGAGUCACUGAAGAAUGAGCGCGCACCGUCGAGCUUCCAGCACAUGGCCUGCUAUUACAGAGAUGGAACUGCUUACGCGCGUUGGGACAAAUCUGUUGAGACGAUUACUGCCUUGCACAGCAUCGCGAGCGGUAGCGGUGCCCGUCGUGCCAGCAGCGGGGCUGGACUGUUUGAUGACGGACCCAAGGGGGCCCUGAAAGCCUGUGCGACCGUUAUUUGGGGCAAGGGAGACAUUGCCUUGGAGCCGCAAAUCUGCUUGGAUGGCCUCGCCGAUUACCUUGUCGCAGACAGUCAGUUGGUCGAGCUUCCACUCACGGGACACUUCACUCCGAUGGAACGGGAGAGCCAGGUUGCCUUGGAAAAGGCGGUUGAGUGGGCUGUCAAGGGCGAGAAGGAGGACAUCGGGGCGGUUAUGAAGGCUUGCUAUCCAACGGCUGUAGUGACUCUUCGGAAGUGAACUGAUCCGAUCGUGUUGUUUGCUUGAAAUGCUAUUUUAGGACGGAUGGUCCUCCCUUUGGCCUAGUCCUUCCUUAGUUGUUGUGAAUGUUUUGCCGAGACUGGCUCAGCAGGUGCAGGGGGACACAAAGCCAGGUACACGGUUUCUUGUUUCCGCGCCGAGACCGCUAUCGGUGCACUCCAAGGGGGAAUUAAAGAGUGCGGACAUGCAAGGGGCAUUCGCGGAGGUUGGCUGUCGGUCUGGCUUCUAGGCUGGUCUGCAAUCGGAAUUCCACAGCUUCUUUCCCUUUCUCCUUUAAUUAGACGGGAGUUUUCGCAACGCAACGUGC